AAGAGACGGCUGCACGCUCGGCGCGUUCUAGUAAAAUAACGUCACGCACGUCUGAUCGCCGUUUUAAAAUGUUUGCAGCUUUCUUAACACUCUGAGGACUGUCGCUGUAGUGUAGCGUGACAGUCGCGACGUCUGCGAGUGGACGAGGGCAAUUUUUCCUGCUCGUCUCUCCACCCCCCGCCUUUCUAUGAGCUCCAAAUCUUGGUAGGGAUUGCUGACAGCGGCGAUUGAAUUAGCGCUGCGGGACUGAAAGAGGCGGCAGUACAGCGUUAACCGCUGGGUAGCGGGUUUGCCAGUAUAUUCAAAGAGACGCGCUGGCUCUUGUCUUCUUGAGUGACAGGCUCGCAGAUGUUAUGGUAUGCUACGAAAUUAUACAGUUAAUUCAUUUGGGUCUUGCCACAAUUCUCAUGGAGAACGUGAGCAUCAGUGUGUAUUUGCACGUCAUUUGAUGGGCUGGCACGCUGUCCAUGGCUGUUUCCAACUUUAAUGUCCAGAACUGCCAUCAUAAACUCCACCUACACCCAAAACCUUUCCAUCGAGACCCUGGAUUAAUAUAAAUCUGGAAAUGUUAUGUCAGAGUACACCCGGCUGCAGACUCCAAAGUCCAUGACAGUUCUGUGGUUAGGACGCAGCCAGUAAAUGAAAAGGAAGUACACAUAACAAGGCAACCUACAAAGACCUAACACACAUGCCGUAAGAUCAAGAAACUUCUCAUACCGAUUCCAAGACCUGUCCUCUCAAGUCGUUGCCCUGUGUCAGGAAGAUUGAAUGCACACUAACAGCCCCCGGGAAAGAACCAACAGAUUGCAUAUCAGCAAGAUAAUAGAAACCUACAGAUUAGAAAUUGUCAAGAUCUACUACCUUUGUCCUACUUCAAAAUUUAUUAGCUGAUAACUGGCUGGGUUGAACACAAAGGAAAAGACAGGAUUCUUACUUUCCCCGUUUCUUCAUCUAAAAGAAAUCAGUGGAGCAGAUUAAUACAGACUUGUGUCUGGUGGUCCUUUUCCCUUUUUUAUUUUGCACAAAGGCUGUCUUCAAAGAAAGCACUGCAUUUAAUGAGCUGUGAGAUGAGGCCUUGCUGCUAACAAUCAGAGGACAGCGAAUUCAUCAUCCAUUCAUCGGGCUUGAUGUAUAUGUUUCUAUCCAGCACUCUCAGGGGAGCCUACCACGGAAUUCAAAACGGCUGCUGGGGAAAGACCAUCAGACAUGCCUACAGAAACACUACAGACAGAUAGCAUGGUCAAACCCACAGGUCAGACCACUACCUUUGCAUCGGCUGUCCCACUACGGAUACUAAACAAAGGGCCAGACUAUUUCCGUCGGCAGGCAGAACCCAAUCCUAAAAGACUGAGCGCAGUGGAGAGACUGGAAGCAGACAAGGCUAAAUACGUGAAGAGUCAAGAGGUGAUUAAUGCAAAGCAGGAACCCGUGAAACCCGCUGUCUUGGCCAAGCCACCAGUUUGUCAGGCGACAAAACGAGCAGGGAGCAGCCCAUCCUUGAAGGCCUCAAACAACAACUCCAAGAGUGAUAGUAGUCUUAAAAGAGAGAAUUUAAACCUAGAAAUUCUGAAAAAUAUCAUAAACAGCUCAGAGGGUUCAUCCUCGGGGACAGUUCACAAACACAGUUCCAGAAGCUGGGCACCACACAGAUCGGAAUCAACUGAGCUCAACAGGCGUUCUUUUGCUGAAUCUCUGAAGGUGUUCCCUACCCAAGGUCACUCAAGCCCACAUGGAAGCAAUCUAAACCUUAGUAAACGGCUAUUUGAAGAGCAGUCAAGUGAUUCAUCUUUGCAUGUUUCCCAUAGUUCAUCAGACAUUAGAAGAAUAUGCAAUGGAAAGCCAUUGAAAGCAACACCUAGUAGUAGCUCUGCUCCACCUCUUCCACCAAAACCCAGUUUUACAGCUUGUAAUACUCUAAAAUCUCCUGAGAAUGACUCUAUGGAGCCAGACAGUGCAGUAGGUCGGAGACCAUCGCUGCACAGGUCUAAAUCAGAUCUAAGUGAUAGAUAUGCCCGCGCCAGUGCUGACGUUGAACGUUUUUUUAACUACUGCGGACUGGAUCCUGAAGAACUUGAAAAUUUUGGUGUGGAGAACUUUACACGCGCAAACUCGGAUAUAAUCUCUCUCAACUUUCGCAGUGCAAGUAUGAUUAGUUCAGACUGUGACCAGUCAAGACACAGUAAUGAUGACUUAACAGAUGAUGAAGACGCUAAUGAGAGAGUGCCAUACGGCAUCUCUGCAGUCGAACGAAAUGCCAGGGUCAUCAAGUGGCUUUACAGCAUUAAGCAAGCUCGAGAAUCGCAAAAAGUGUCUCAUGUGUGAGAAAGGAGCUACAACCUUUUUAGUUUAUGUUUUUGUUUGGUUUCAUUUUAAUUUGUAUUUAGUCUGUGAAUGUUCUGUUUGUGGGAGGUUGUGAAGUCAGUUUAAGUUACACAUUUUUUAAUUGCUUUGCGUUAUGAGUACAGUGUCUAACAGAAACUGCAUGCUUGUCAAGAAGUGAGCUGAGUGAGCUUUUCCCAAAAAAAAAAAAGUUAUAUGGGAAUGGAGACAGCAGUUUUGGCCUACUGUAGGUUUGAAAAUAGGACCAACCAAAUUAAAAAAAUAAAGAAAUGUUAAGAUUACAGCUCCACUAGCUACAACGUUAGGCCAUUUACCAUGACACUUGAGAUGCACAUAAUCAAAGCCAUAUCAGUGUAAUAGCAGUAGCUCAAACAAGAUGUAAUCAGCAGUAAAAUUAACCAGCGCUUGGCAGCACUGUCAGAUGUAUAUAAAGUUGUGGGCUGUGGAAGCAUGUUACAGUCCUAGUAAGUAGAAAACUCAACAACGUAGCUUUCUCAUGUCCAGUCUUGCACAGACCAUGUGGUAAACUCUGUAUCUUAUACUGCCAUCACCAUUUUCUGUCUUCCAUUUCUGUAGCUCUAUCAUCCUCUGCUCUGACUGACAGCGCUUGUGUGGUACUGUACAAUAGAAUGGAAGUCAAGUGAGUGACCUCAUUACAUGUAGUAUUUGUGGUUCACAUACCUUAGAGCACUGUUGAAACAUUUCAUCAGCUGUGGAAAACUAGAUUUUUUUUUACUAUUAUUGUGUAAAUGCUGUAAGGAUUUGUAUAUACUUUGAAGUUGUUACCAAAAUCUGUAAAGCAGAGUCUGUUAUGCUAAUAAAUAGCUCUUGAUGCAAGUC
Polypterus senegalus (gray bichir) is the source of this 3180-nucleotide messenger RNA. RefSeq names its product family with sequence similarity 110 member B (gene fam110b). The coding region runs from base 1207 to 2322 and encodes 371 amino acids. The transcript has 6 exons. The record is from RefSeq and is a predicted model, not a curated record. Lineage: Eukaryota; Metazoa; Chordata; Cladistia; Polypteriformes; Polypteridae.